AUGGCGACAGCCUUCCUCUCUGACACACGGGGCAUGGGCUUCAUGCAGCCAACCUCUCACAGCUACAUUGAGCAAGGCAUGCAGUGCCUAGAUAAAAUCUUUAAUGCCUUCUGGGCCAAGCUGCAGGCCCGAAUACAGCAGCCACAACAGAAGCCCAUAACAGUGGAAAGGAGCGACGUAGUGCCGAAGAAGGGGGAACCAACUGUGGGUAAAGACUCACCUACGCACACUCCAGCGAAAAACCGUCAUCAAAUGCUGAGAGUCUCCCACAAGACAACCUUCGAGCAUUCUGGACGAAAACCUCCAGCAAGAGCAGGCACUUACCAUCAAGCACCUCCAGCUACCCCAGUUGGAUCCAAGACGCUGGCCCUCACCCAGGCCUGGAGAUGGAGAGAACACCUAUCUCGGCGCUGA
Messenger RNA from Pelobates cultripes (western spadefoot toad), 414 nucleotides. The record is from the annotation of a GenBank genome assembly. Lineage: Eukaryota; Metazoa; Chordata; Amphibia; Anura; Pelobatidae.